CAUUAAAUAAAUGUGAAAUCUGAAAUCAUUUUCAGAUUUUCUCCCGCGUGCUCUAAAUUGUGAAAUGAGCCUGUCUGUUUGCGUGUGAAAUAACUAGGUGUUUCUAUGAAGACCUCUGCUUCGGUUAGUUUCAGGCGAAGGUCUAGCGGAGGAGGGGCGAGGUCCGCUCUUAAGCCGUGGCCGGCCGCUGAUGCAAUUUGUUGACGUCGGGCCAGCGCGCGGGGCGUUGGUGAACUGUGCUGUGAAGUGAGAGUGACUCGACGGUGAACUCGGCGGAGGAUGAGGGCGGCUCUGCUGGUGUGCUGGAUAGGAGCGGCGUGCGCGGUGGUUGGCAACGAGUCUGGUAACCCAUCCCCUGCAAGACGCGGCCGCGUGCGCUUCACUCGACGGACUCUUAAUGAGCGCUGGUCGCAAACUAUAACAGAUUUGCUCGCAGACGCCAACCGUCGCAGUUCCCUGUCAGACAGUUCGUUGAGAGUGCAGCUACCAAUUGGUGCUGGAGGCGAGCCCCUCCCGGUGCUGCUGCUCCCGGUGCCGGUGCCUGACUACGGCGGGAGAACAAAUCAACACAUCCAAACACAGACAGAGACAAGGUUUGGUCAGUCGGAUCAACAGGAGAGCCAGGAUGAGACACAACGCGGCCGGACGGAGGGGCCGCGUCCGGCGCCGGCCAGCCGCGACCCGUUCCCAGACGUGCCGUCCGGCCCAGACGGACAGUACCGGCCUUCCUCUCCCGUGCGCUUCCAGCCCGAGUACCAUUCCUAUGAUGACACACCUCCGGAAAUGUCAUUGGGUGUGACGUCAGAGCAUCUGAUAGAGCUGUUCCAAGCACAGCAACCUCGCAACCCAUCAUUGCCUCCAGUAUUACUCCCCGACUCCCCUCCACCUGGCGAGCCCAGUUACCCGUUCCGGUUUCGGCGCCAGGCCGGGCCUGCGCCGCCUCCGGGCCGGCAGCCGCCGCCGCUGCGCUUCUCGCGCUCCGUCAUGCUGCGCGGGGAACUCACAGUGAACAAGGCUGACUACAGCGAGCCAUACACUGCUUGGUACGAUGCGAACACGGGGUCGUCCCGAGUGGACGUGCACGGCGGCAGCUCUAGCAUCUUCCGCAGCUUCGGCGCUAACGGCGUCGUCCAGAGAGUACUGUCUAGUGUAACCCGGUCGGAGGACAACGAGCAGGGCACGCGGCGCUGCACAGUGAUGCAGGACCGCGCGACCUCGCCCGCCGACCGCGCCGUGCCCGCGCUGCCCGACCUCGAGAAGUUCUCUUUCGCAGGCUAUGUGGAGGAAUCCAACGGGCAAGUAGAGCGCUGGACGCACACGCAGAGCGGCGGCGCGGGCGAGCUGGGCGCGGCGCCGGGCGAGGCGCUCACGUUCCGCCACGAGCUGCUGGCUACGCGCGCGCCCGGCGGUGACGCCGUGCCGCUCAAAUAUAAUGUGGCGGUGGACAGUUCAACUCUGGGUCCAAACAGCGACUCGUACGAGCACCGCUACCUGGAGACCCGCGACGUGCAACCUGACCCCAACUAUCUCAACAUCGAUGUUGGUCGUGAAUGCGGAUCUGUGGAGAAAACCAAUAGCAUGCACCUAGUGGACUCUCUACAGGAAUUCACCAUGCUGGUACGACCCUCUCGCUUCGUGGAUGCUUUUAAGAAUUUUACUGACAAGUUCAGCCGCAAAUAUCUGGAUCCUGCAGAAGAGGCGUUGCGCAAGAACCUAUUGAUGCAGAACGUGCGGUUCGUGGAAUCCGCCAACCGGCAGGGCGGGUUCGCGCAGCUGGCCGUCAACUGGCUGUCCGACCGGCUCGAGGCCGAGCUGGACACGUUGCUGGGCAUCGCGCAGAGCGCGGCCGGCCUGCUCGACGCCGAGCGCUUCCCGUACUCGCGCGGCGAGGCGCGCCGGCUCGAGGACCGCCUGCCAAGGGAGUUCGACUGGAGACAACACGGAGGCGUCACGCAUGUGCGAUACCAAGGCAAUUGCCCGGCGUGCUGGGCGUUCUCGGUGGUGGCGGCGGUGGAGGGCGCGCUAUUCGUACGCUCGGGGCAGCUGGUGGCGCUCAGCGACAAGUGUCUGUUGGACUGCGGCCACAAGCCCGGUAAGGAGACGUGCAGCCCCACCUGGCUCGACUCGCCCUACGCCCACAUCCAGAACCGGGGCAUUGUGGCCCUCGCUGACUACCCACCUUACAAGCCGCAGGUGGAGCAGUGCCGCGACGACCGCGUGGAUCCCGUCACCUUCAUCAGCGCGUACGUCAACGUCACUAGCAACAGCAUCCCGUCGCUCAAGGUAGCGAUUCGGAAACACGGCCCCACCGUGGUCCUAGUUGACGGCAAAUGCAAGAGCUUCCAGUACUACAAAUCAGGAGUUCUACUCGACUACCGAUGCAUUCGUGAGCUGAAGAAGCUGAACCACGCAGUGACGGCAGUGGGAUGGGGCCAACGAUUGGCGACACAUUUCAUCCUGAAAAACUCGUGGGCUGCGUCUUAUGGCGAGGGCGGGUACGUGCGCGUGCACGCGGCAUCCAACACGUGCGGCGUGCUCACCAGCCCCACCUACCCGCGCAUCGAGGACAGCGACGUCCACCGGCUGCCCGCCAACGGCGCCGCGCCGCUGCCCGACGAGCAGACCGGUGGCGACCAGCUGUAGUGCGCAGUCAAACAAGCCACUUUGAUUAUUUUUCUAACCGCUGUAAUUACACCAAUUAUUUAACACGACUACAAAAUGGCAGCGUUAACAGGUUAUACACGUAGAUAGAUACUUAAUAAAAAGGAUUGUUUAAAGUUGAAAGUUGUGCUCUGAAUUCCAAUGCUAGUCAAGGCCUUGCCUACACUCUAUGGUAAGAAGUACUCAAUGAAUAUUAUUUUAUUGCGCCAUUAAAAAAUGUUGCAAUUUAUUUGUAAAAUACUCAACUAUAAAUUCUCAAUAACUCUCUAAUUUAGUUGUAUGAACUUUGUCAACUGUACGUUAGUUAUAUGAGAAAUAAAUGAAAGACCUAUUAAA
Molecule: messenger RNA, 2997 nt
Organism: Plodia interpunctella (Indianmeal moth)
Lineage: Eukaryota; Metazoa; Arthropoda; Insecta; Lepidoptera; Pyralidae
Exons: 17
Coding region: 280-2643 (787 amino acids)
Cellular component (GO): lysosome
Molecular function (GO): cysteine-type endopeptidase activity
Source: RefSeq, a predicted model, not a curated record